AUGGGUACUACUCGCGGGCCUGCGACGCCUUGCGACGGUCCGGUUGAGGAGGGCGGCACGCGUAUUUGUAAGCCAUACCCGGAAGAUACGGACUGCCGAACAGGCAGCAAUACUAGCAACCUGGGGACCGAAGAGGCUUUGGGAGUGAUGGGCGGAGAGGGAGGUGAUGGGCCGGAGCGAGAGGAAAGGGAGAGCGGAACACUCCAAGAGUCAGAGUGUGGGGUGAAGGAAGAGGUCGGGGGAGGGGGAAGGCGGAAAGGAGGGGAGGGGAGGGGGAAGGAUAAGCGGAGAGAGGGACGCGCGGGAAGCAUAGGGGGGAAGGCGAGAGAGUUGGAGGUGCAGGAGAGAGUUUCGGACUCGCCUCGGCCGCACAACACGCUCUCACACGUUUCAGAUAUGUCUCACAGGGUUGCUCACUCUCCUGUCGCACAAGGCACGCCUCGAAGGAAGGGACGCGCGGGGGAAACCCCACUUGGCCUGGGAACGGAGGGGGGUGCGGGGUCGAAGGUGAGAGGGGGGGUGGAAGAGCGGAGGGAGCAGGAAGGGGUGGAGGCGACGGGGAGGAAGGAUAGGGAGAGCAAGAGCAGGAAAGGGGUGUCUAGAGGAGGAAAGAAUGAUCGGAUGGGAGAGAAACAGAGGCGAGUGCAGCCCUUACUGCAGGGGGAGGCAGAGGAGGGAGCAGGAGGGGGAGCAGGGGAGGGAGUAGGAGGAGAGAAAGCAGGAGAGGGAUCGGAGGAGCCUCCAAGGGAAGGGACCGCUGGAGGUAGGGUAUUGGGAGCAGGGGGCCAGGCGGAGAGGAUGGACCAGAAGCAGCAGCAGCAGCAGCAGCAGCAGCAGCAGCAGCAGUAUCAGUGCGUUGAUGAUAAUUUGACUAAUGUCGCUGCUCCCCAGCUACUGAGAAGCGCUCCUGUGCGGUGCUCUCUCCUCACCUCCUCCUCCCUCUCCUCCCCUCUUCCUUCCCAUGCCCUGUUGCUGCCUGCUGAUUCAGCUUCCCCACUCGCUUCUCCUGCUGUAGCAGCGGUGACUAAAGCAGGAGUGAGUAAAGGGGGAGUGACUAAAGGUGGAGUGACCAAAGCGAAAGUGACUAAAACAGGAGCCACUGCAGCUGGUAUUGCCACUCGUUUGAGUCAACCCCCCAAUGUGCAUGCGGAAGAGAAUGAGACAGAAGGGCUGGGGUGGAUAGAGGCCCCUUGGGGAGGAGGUCGGUGGGAUGCUGCUUCUGCUGCUGCUGCUGCUGCCGCUGCUGCUGGUGCUGGUGAUUAUGCCGCUGCUGAGGAUUAUUAUGCUGCUGCUGGUGCUGAUGCUGCUGCUGAAGAUGCGUUCAGUGAUGUGUUUGAUGAUGGCAUGGUGGAGAAGGGCCGUGUGGUGGUGCGAGGCGAUGCAGACGUGCUCAUUCUGGACUCAUGCAGUGAAUGGGAUGGGGACGCGGAUGGGACUGCAGUGAGGGAAGGGGUAGGGGAGGCAGCAGCAAGGGAGGAGAUUGUGGAGAUUGGGAGCGUUCUGAUAGGAACGCGUGGGGAACAAGCAGCAACAGCAGCAGCAGCAGCACCAGCAGCAGCAGCAGCAGCAGCAUCACACAAGGCUCUAGCCCAGCGGUGGCAGUCGCUUCGCAUUCAUGUUCCAAGCAUGUCUAGCAUCGCUCCUUCCUCCCUCGCCUCCCCAUCCCCUUCUCCCUCCCCCUCCUCUCGCUCCACUGCUGCUGUUGCCCCUCCUCCCUUUCCUCACUCCACCUCUAUCGCUGCCUCUUCCCCCCUCCCUCCCUCCGCUUCCUACCCCUCCUCACCCUCCUCUUCCGUGUUUCUCCCCUCGCCAAUCAUCUCACCUUCCUCCCACACUUCCUACUCUGCCAAUUUUUCCUCCCCUUCGUCUGCCAUAUCCACAUCCCGCCACCGCCCAAAAUCCUCUUCCCUUGCUGCCGCCGCCACUAUCGCUUCAGCAAAGGCCGCAGCAGCGGCAGCAGCAAGAGGAGAAGCAGCAAGACACGAAGACCUGUCAGCAGCGCCUAUCCCAAACACGAAGACCUUCCCCCAACCUUCCUCUGGUCCUUUCUCUCCAGACGUCUUCUCUCCUGCUUCCUCUGCCAGCUGUCGCGCCGUGGUUGGUGGCAGGAGCGGAUUUGCAGGUGCAGGGACAAGUGGUGAUGGUGGUGGUGGUGUUGGUGGUGGUGCCACUGCUGCUGCUGUUGCAGGUGGCGGUGGGGCAGGGCGGUCCAGAUCCAGCUGUAGCCAGGAUGCAGCCGGAUGGGAAGACAUCCUCUCAGAAGAACCCGUAGUGCCUGGGGAAAUUGGGGGCGUGGGGGAGGUUUAUCUGGGGGAGGCUGGUCUGGAAGAGGUGUUAUCUGCGGGCAAUACGCGGAGGAGCGAGUGCAACGACGAUAGCGUUGAGAUCACGGGAGAGAAGAGCAACAGACGGUCCCCUCUUGGGCUGCGUCCUGCUGGAUUUGCCUCGUCCAUGCUCGCUGUUCCCAUCGCUGCUGCUGCUGCUAUGGGUGCUGCUGCUUCUGCUGCUGCUUCUGGUGGUGGUGGCGGUGCAAGCGGCGUGCUAGGCAGAGCGAGCAGCACUGGUGUGUCGCCGCCGUCUCUGUCGCAGAAGAGCCUUCGACACGGCAUCGGCCUCCGGGGUUUGUCGUGGCGUCAGGGCAUGCCGAGUCUCGUGCUUGAGGAAUUGGAAGAGGAGGAGAAGGAGCAGAGCAGGGAUGGGAGUGCAAAGAAGGCAAAGAAAGGCAAGAAACAUAGGGAGGAAAAGAAGUCAAAGGCGAAAGAGAAGGGAAAGAAGCACAUACAGCAGGAGUCUGCGGACUUGAGUUCUGAGUUGGGGAAAAAACACCACCAUCACCACCACCAUCAGAAGCAGCAGCAGCAAAAGCAGCAGCAGAAGGCGCAGCAGCAACAAGAGGGAAACAAGCAGAGGCAUGAUGAGCUGUCUCCGCGUAGGCAGUUACGCAAGGCGCAAAGCGCUCCACGUGCGGUAAUAGAGGAUGAAGAGGAGGCGGUGAGACUGCUGGCUGAGGGUCAGCUUCCCUGGGUGCACAGCACACUCGCCUUUGCUCCUCCCUCCGCCCUCGCACCUGCUGAUUCUGCGCAGUCUUUCGCUUACCCUCACUCCCUCUCGCACCCUCAUGCUAGUCAACCAGCAGGACCAGCAAUAGAAGGUCAUCAAAGCCCCCUUCCGGGUUCGCUGCGCACUGAUAGCAGCAGCAGCAGUUGCAGCAGCAGCAGCAGCAGCAGCUGCGACUUUGAUUCUCCUUCUUUUCCAGGCCGCGAACCCGAGAGUGCUGUGGAUUCGGGGCCGAGGGUAGCACAGCUGAAGCAGCGGAUGCAGGAAGGUGGGGAGGGGGGGUCACUGAGUCCUGUUCCGGUUCUGGAUCGUCGCCCUCCUCUUUCUCGCACCUGGACCGCCCCUGCCGAGCGAGAGCGAGAGCGAGGAGGAGUAUCAUCAGGAGGUAAAAGCGGUGCAGGUGUGGGAAUCGGCAAAUCCUCCGGUGCUGCUGGUUACAAUGGUGGUGGUGACUACCGGGGUUACCACGGCAACCGCGGCAGUUCUCUUGGGUAUGGUGGGCUGGAGGUAGCUGUUGGGGAUGAUGCCAGGCCGCUGGCUCAUCGGCUGCUUCGAACCCACAACUUCCCUCUAGCCGCCAAUGCCCCUGCUGUGGCAGUGGAUGGGUUUCCCUCACCCACGUCCUCCCCUCCUGCCUCCCCUGCUCUUGCUGGCAACCCCGCACUGAACACGCUGCUCACACCCUCUCGAACCGCAGAUCUAGAGCAGGCACAAUUGGAUCAGUCACGCCUGUCUCAGUCGCACCAGGAUCCGUCACUCCCCAAUAUAUCAGAGCAGCAGGUGCCGUACGACCCCUUGCUGUCACCUCAAGACUCAGUCCCGCUCUGUUCCUCCACCUCCAUCUCCUCCGUCUCAUCCGUCUCCUCAUUUGACGACGAUUUCAGCAUGACCAGCGGCGUGUAUGCAGGCACCCGUGCUGCAGCUGCAGCCAAUGGCAAGGCCAGGAGUGGUGUGGUUGGUGCAGUAGCAGCAGGGGGGCUUGUAGAGGGUACAGAAGCUGCUGCUGCCGCUGGUGCCGCUGCCGCUUCUGCUGCUGCUGCUGCUGCUGCUGCUGCUGCUGCUGCUGCUGCUGCUGCUGCUGCUGCUGCUGCUGCUGCUGCUGCUGCUGCUGCUGCUGCUGCUGCUGCUGCUGCUGCUGCUGCUGCUGCUGCUGCUGCUGCUGCUGCUGCUGCUGCUAAUGCUGGCGCUGGCGUUCGUGCUCCCAGGAAGUCGCUACCAGCGACGAUGAACAUCCUGGUUCGGGACAAGCCCGAGGGAGACGUGGUGCGGACAGUGUGUGCAGCAGGCAAGGGCGCAUCCAUGGUUCUGGAAGACGAUGGAAUCGUACGGUCUGAGAUUCUCGUGCUCGAUUACUCCCCUCCUCCUGCUGCUGCUGCUGCUGCUGAUGGUGAUGGUCGGUUGGAUGGAGUGGGAGGUGGUGAUGCAACGGAUUGCGAGUCGUGCAUGUCGUAUGACACACCGAGAGGGAGCAGGCCAGGCGCCCCUCCCCCUUGCACGCCUGCCAGCCGUUCCCCCUCCUCGUCGUUCAACAGCAUAGGGGUGAAUUUCUGCGGAUCAGGGAGGGAAGGGGAAGAGAACCUGGGGGAUCUGGCUGGGAUGGUAGCAAGUGAAGCAGGUGCAGCAGGUGCAGCAGGGGCAGCAGGUGCAGCAGGUGCAGCAGGUGCAGCAGGGGCAGCAGCAGCAGCGACGGCGACUCUUUCACCGGUGCAAGAAGGGGAACCCAGCUCUCUCUCUCCUUCCUCGUCUCAACCAUUGCACUCCUCUCAGCCUGUCCCCGUGCUGUGGUUUGGCCAGGAGCUCUCGUUUGCGUUGCGGCCGGCACAUGAUGUAUCAGUGUCCAGAGGUGGAAUGGGGAGCACGGAUCAGGAAGGGCCCAUGUAUAGCACUCAUGGCAGCAUCAACAGCACCAGCAGUAGCAGCAGCAGUGUGCCGAACGGAGGGCUGGGGAGUGGCAAGGCGCAGCAGCCGCGGUCUGCAAGGCAGUCGAUGCUGGAGGGGAUGUUCAACCGGCAGUGGGGCAAAGCCAAGAGCGCAGCAGCCGCGGUCUGCAAGGCAGUCGAUGCUGGAAGGGAUUUUCAACCGGCAGUGGGGCAAAGCCAAGCACUGAUCGAGACUCUUACGAGGUUACCAGGGUCUGCAGCAGUCAUCCAAGCCAAGGCGGACCAGGGCGCACGGCACUUGUAA
This is a messenger RNA of Closterium sp. Naga37s-1, 5241 nucleotides long. Lineage: Eukaryota; Viridiplantae; Streptophyta; Zygnematophyceae; Desmidiales; Closteriaceae. The record is from the annotation of a GenBank genome assembly.